This is a messenger RNA of Telopea speciosissima, 1158 nucleotides long. RefSeq names its product phosphatidate cytidylyltransferase 4, chloroplastic-like. Gene Ontology annotation, cellular component: membrane. The coding region runs from base 16 to 615 and encodes 199 amino acids. The transcript has 4 exons. The record is from RefSeq and is a predicted model, not a curated record. NCBI's taxonomy places the organism in Eukaryota, Viridiplantae, Streptophyta, Magnoliopsida, Proteales, Proteaceae. Gene Ontology annotation, molecular function: transferase activity, transferring phosphorus-containing groups.
CACACUUUUCCAUUCAUGACCCAAUUUUCUAUAACUCAAUCCAUCUUUCGUUUAGAUUAUCUUGUGUCCCUUUAUGUAUUUCUGUUCUGGUGGGGCUUUUCUUGCACAUUCACUAAAGUUUGGUUCUUAACCAGUUUAUGUUUGGCAGAAAUAGGAACUUCAUGGCCUAUUCUUCUCGGUGGCCGAGCACAUUGGACUGUGGGUCUUGUGGCAACCUUGAUUUCUAUUAGCAGCAUAAUUGCAGCCGAUACUUAUGCUUUUUUAGGUGGAAAGACAUUUGGUCGGACACCACUGACUAACAUUAGCCCUAAGAAGACAUGGGAAGGAGCUAUUGCGGGCUUAGGUGGCUGUAUAGCCACUGCACUCAUAUUAUCAAAAAUUCUGCACUGGCCAACAUCUUUACUGAGUGCUGCAGCUUUUGGAUUCUUGAAUUUUAUGGGAUCUCUUUUUGGUGAUCUUAUCGAGUCGAUGAUUAAACGUGAUGCUGGUGUCAAGGACUCUGGGUCCCUCAUUCCUGGACAUGGUGGAAUACUUGACAGGCUGGACAGCUACGUGUUCACUGGUGCACUUUCAUACUCUUUUGUCAAAACAUUCCUACCACUUUAUGGAGUUUGAAUCUUAAAACCCCAUCAUUGGCCACAGAAAAUAAGAAAACGGGGGAAAUUCCUUAUUCUUCCAUUUUGGAAAUUGAGGCACAUGUGCAGAAGGCGGGGAACAUAGGAUUAAUUAUAAAUUUAUCAUCUCAGUGAAGGAAACUGGAUUUAGGGUUAUAUCUUCACCAGAUUUGGCAACAUCUCCGUAAAAUCCCUGGUCCGGAGAACUGGAGUCACCUCACUUGCAUUAUUCUUGCAGGUAAGAUGGGCAAUACUUGGAUUCAAGGUACCUCUUGGGGAAACUGAGCGAAGAAAUUGAAUUCUUCAGCAUGGAUGGGUCUGUCUGGGGUACAAUUGCUUCUUGGGGAAAUGGCUGUACUAAUGGUGAAACAAAUAUGUGACAAGAUUUCCUAUUCUGUUUUUGAACAUGAAUGUUUUAGUUAUUCAAUUUACAGUUCACCUCAGUAUAUAUUACAUGUUCUGAAUGCAAUAGACAUUAAGAUUUUCAAUUGUGUAAUUUGCCAUUUGGCCCAAGGUGGCAAAACAAGAUUCAUUUUUCGAAGCA